Trypanosoma rangeli is the source of this 612-nucleotide messenger RNA. RefSeq lists its product as uncharacterized. NCBI's taxonomy places the organism in Eukaryota, Euglenozoa, Kinetoplastea, Trypanosomatida, Trypanosomatidae. The record is from RefSeq and is a predicted model, not a curated record. The transcript has a single exon. Bases 1 to 612 code for a protein of 203 amino acids.
AUGAGUAACGAGGCAGAUCAGCAGUGCUUUCUGGCGCUGGUAAUGGAGACUUUGGUGAGAGUGGUGGCUGCAUCCACCACCCGUACAGCAGAGUGGUGGACGAUGAUAGUUGGAACGAUGGGGGAGCUGCUGCUUCGUAUUGAAGAGGUUCGGAUGCAGCAGCAACAACGUGGGGAAAAAACAUUGUUGUUUUUGCCUUUGUAUAGUGCAGUGAGUGCCAUGGUUGUUCUGUCACCUUUACUGGGCAAGAACAGACGCCCUGCCGGGGCCAAAAGUGAUGAGGGUGAAAUGAGAGAUACUUCUGUAUUCCACGAUAAUGUGAUUCGUCUUCUGCGAGAGAUCAUGCAGAGUGUGCUGAAUCAGCCAACGAGCUUUGGGAACGCAUACAGUGUGGUGUUGGUGCUCCUCGCACAGAUGGAGAUGUGGGAAGACGCACACCGUCUACUGUGUAAACUCGAUGAGUCCAACGAGGAAGGAGCAGCAUCACAUGGAAUCAGCAGUAUUGUUGUGGAUCAGCGUGUGUGGGCUUGGCUCUUUCGGAGUGCACGGGAUGCGGGUCGAGCAGAUAUUUGUCUGUUUCUGCGUCAAAGGCGUGAGAAGCUUUUUUAUUAA